AUGGUGCCAAAUUCAACACCUUUAUUUCUGAAAAGAUAUGAUGUGGCUUUGGAAGUAAAUACUAUAGGAGCUAAGAAUGUUUUGGAUUUCGCAAAAAAGUGUGCGAAACUUGAGAUGCUAGCUCACGUCUCAACAGUUAAUCCAACAAACAAAACCUCAGAAGUUUUAGACAUCGAAGCAGAGCUGAAACACAUGCGAACCCGCUUAGAAGAACUCAAGUCUUUGCAAGUCUCUAAAUCUGAAGAGACAGAAGCCAUGGAAAACUUUGGAUUGGAAAGAGCAAGAGCAAAGGAUGGCCAAAUACAUGUGUUCACAAAGGCAAUGGGAGAGAUGUUAAUUGGUAAAUAUGGAGGAAAUCUUCCAAUUGUUAUCAUAAGGCCUACCAUUAUCACCAGUACUUACAAAGAGCCCUUCCCUGGUUGGAUCAAAAGUGCUAGGUUUGAUGAUCUAAACACAGAGAGAUUGCGGAUGGCGAUAAGAGCAAACGAAAUGGAGGCCAAACAAUUCUAUUUCGACCCCAAAUCCUUAGAUUGGGAUGAUUACUUCGUCAACGUUCAUAUUCCGGGACUAGCUAAACAUAUCUUUCAUUAGUUGGUGCAAAAUUAAAAGGUUACACGAUUUGUACUUCUGGUUGUACAAAAUGGGGAGAUCUAAAUUUAAAUUAUCACUCUAUAUAUUUUUAAGUGUGAAUAAGCUAGCUAAUCCGGCAGCUGAUGUAACAUUUCGUAUUCAGAUUUGGUGGUUUGAAAUGACCCAAAAAAAAUAAAUCAAAUGAAGUCAGUAA
Molecule: messenger RNA, 784 nt
Organism: Papaver somniferum (opium poppy)
Lineage: Eukaryota; Viridiplantae; Streptophyta; Magnoliopsida; Ranunculales; Papaveraceae
Product: fatty acyl-CoA reductase 1-like
Exons: 5
Coding region: 1-591 (196 amino acids)
Biological process (GO): long-chain fatty-acyl-CoA metabolic process; suberin biosynthetic process
Cellular component (GO): intracellular membrane-bounded organelle
Molecular function (GO): alcohol-forming very long-chain fatty acyl-CoA reductase (NADP+) activity
Source: RefSeq, a predicted model, not a curated record